Gavia stellata (red-throated loon) is the source of this 666-nucleotide messenger RNA. It is a transcript of the gene MRPL34, whose product is annotated as mitochondrial ribosomal protein L34. The coding region runs from base 4 to 360 and encodes 118 amino acids. Gene Ontology annotation, biological process: translation. Lineage: Eukaryota; Metazoa; Chordata; Aves; Gaviiformes; Gaviidae. The record is from RefSeq and is a predicted model, not a curated record. Gene Ontology annotation, molecular function: structural constituent of ribosome. The transcript is spliced from 2 exons. Gene Ontology annotation, cellular component: ribosome; mitochondrial large ribosomal subunit.
GCGAUGGCGGCGCUGGGCCGUCUCUGGCCGCGGGCUGUUGGCGGCAGAUUUUUUCUGCUGGGGCAAGCUGGAGCCUGUCCUUUCCAGCUCCGAACAGCCUCAGUCCUCUCAAGUUCCCUGGAGCUGCCUCUCGGAAGCCAUCUCUCCUUCAAGCCCGCAGGCGCCUGCCCCGGCCUCGCCGGCCCGCCGUCUUCCUGGAACCACCAGCAGAUCCGCACAAAAGCGCGCGGGAACGAGUAUCAGCCGAACAACCGCAAGCGCAAACGGACCCACGGCUGGAUCAAGCGCAUCAGCACGCCGGCUGGCAUCGAGGUUAUCCUCCGGCGUAUGCUGAAGGGCAGGAAGUCUCUGAGCCACUGAGGGCUCUGCCCGCGAGAUCGAUUUGGCGUGGGGCGAGCCAGAAUCGAGCCCUAGAGCUGGCCGUGGCUUUGGACUGACCUGGCCUGAGCGUCUGUGCUGAGGGAGGCUGUGCCGAGCGGCAGCGACCGACUGUCCCUUUCAUGGCUGGAGCAUGUGAGGAAUCGUGCUGGCUUGAGGGCGGCCUCCGAGGGCCUCGUUUAACGGCUGCUUUUUAAAUUGUAAAAUUAUUGCCGGUUUGUGUGUGUGAUUCAGAGAUAAACUUGUGAAAACAUGAGCUGUCAUUAAAGCCCCGCGACUCGCCUUCAA